Molecule: messenger RNA, 1869 nt
Organism: Cadophora gregata
Lineage: Eukaryota; Fungi; Ascomycota; Leotiomycetes; Helotiales; Ploettnerulaceae
Exons: 2
Coding region: 50-1528 (492 amino acids)
Biological process (GO): regulation of mitotic cell cycle; protein phosphorylation
Cellular component (GO): nucleus
Molecular function (GO): cyclin-dependent protein serine/threonine kinase activity; ATP binding
Source: RefSeq, a predicted model, not a curated record
GCCUCGCGACGCCUCAGCACAACCCAAGAUAUACGCUCCCACAACUCCAAUGAGCAGCAAAAUGAAAUCCCGCUGGGCAGACGACGAAGAAGACGCAGCAGCGGAGAUACAGAGGAAGAAAGAGAAAGAAGAGAAGAAACGAGCCAAAGCUGAGAAACAACGAAAAGCAGACGAAGAAGCUGCCGCGCGAUUGCUCAAGCAACAACAAGCCGACGAAGCUGCUUCUGCCGCGAAAGAAGCCCACGAACAAGGACAAGAAGGAGGACUCCAAAGCGAUCUCUCAUCACGGCCUGCGAAACGGCGAAAAUUAUCACCAGAGCAGGAUGGCGAGGCUGAGUCCCAACCCACCCCUCAAGAAGCGAAAGGGAAAGACGAGCCCGCCAAACUCCUCCGCUUCUCAGCCCCGACUUGGAAGAAAUGCAGGAGUGUAGAAGAUUAUGAGAAAUUGAAUGAUAUCGAGGAGGGUGCCUAUGGGUGGGUGUCUCGCGCGAAGGAUACGCGGACGGGGGAGGUGGUUGCGCUGAAGAGGCUGAAGAUGGAUAAUGCGCAGGAUGGGAUUCCUGUUACUGGGUUGCGGGAGAUACAGACGUUGAGGGAUUGUUCGCAUCCGAAUAUCGUGGGGUUGAGGGAGGUGGUUGUGGGUGAGGAUACGAGGAAGAUUGAGAACAUCUUCCUCGUCCUCGACUUCCUCGAACACGACCUCAAAACCCUCCUCGAAGAAAUGCCCGAGCCCUUCCUAACCUCCGAGAUCAAAACCCUCCUCCUACAACUCACGCGAGGCGUAUCCUACCUCCACAACACCUGGAUCCUCCACCGCGAUCUCAAAACCUCCAACCUCCUCCUCAACAACCGCGGACAGCUCAAAAUCGCCGAUUUCGGAAUGGCGCGGUACUUCGGCGCCCCCAGUCCAAAACUCACACAAUUAGUCGUCACACUAUGGUACCGCGCCCCGGAACUCCUUCUCGGUACAGAGAGGUAUGGAACAGCGGUAGAUAUGUGGAGCGUAGGAUGUAUAUUCGGCGAACUCUUGACCAAAGAACCCCUCCUACAAGGAAAAAACGAAGUCGACGAACUCAGCAGAAUCUUCGAACUGUGCGGCAUUCCCACGGACGAGACCUGGCCAGGCUUCAAACGCCUCCCGAACGCACGCUCCUUGAAACUCCCUAAAAACCCCAUCUCGCAAGGCGCAGUAAUAAGAGCCAAAUUCCCAUUCCUGACUGCUGCGGGAGCAGAUCUUCUGACUAGAUUGCUGAGUCUGAAUCCGGAGGGGAGACCGACUGCGGAUCAGGUGCUGGGGGAUGUGUUUUUUAGGGAGGAUCCCAAGCCGAAGAGGGAGGAGAUGUUUCCUACUUUUCCGAGUAAGGCGGGGCAGGAGAAGAGGAGGAGGAGGGCGACGCCGAAUGCGCCUGUUAGGGGGGGAGCUGGGGGUGCGGGGAAGGGAUUUGGGGGGGUGGUUGAUUUUAGUGGAAUUUUUGAGGGGAGGGAGAUGGAGGAGAAGGGUGGAGGGUUUGCGUUGAAGUUGAUAUGAGAGGGCUUGAAGGGGUCUGGGGAUAAAGCAUGGGAUGCGAUGAGGAGUUGGGGGCGAGUUGAGUUGAGGUGAGGUGUUGGUGUAGGUCGGCUCGCUAAGCCGUUUUGUUGUUUGAAGGGAGCUCGCUUCGGCUGUGAGGACCUCUGAUCAUACCAUAUUGGAUCACAAACCAGCGCUUUCUCCUCUAUCUCUCCAAGUAAAAUAUAGACGGUAUAGUAUGCACUGCAUAUAGGUAUAGAAGCAUAGACGGACAACGGGCGAUAUACCGUAAAAUAUCAUUUCCUGUCUCAGUAGGCUACUUAGUACUCUAGAAAUCUCAAAUCUCACAAACCAACCCUCCC